This is a messenger RNA of Schistosoma spindalis, 5087 nucleotides long. NCBI's taxonomy places the organism in Eukaryota, Metazoa, Platyhelminthes, Trematoda, Strigeidida, Schistosomatidae. The record is from the annotation of a GenBank genome assembly.
GUUUGUUUAAACGUCGUUCUGGCGGUGUCUAUGGAUCUUUGCAAAGAACUGAGAGGAUAAUGCAAAAGACCUACUUAAAGACAGUCUAUUUGAUGCUCCAUUUGGGAUUACGCUUAUUGUCUUCAUAUACAUAAAAACAUGAAAAUUUCAUCUAUCCAAUCACACUCUUUACAUUCUAUGAUAUAUGUAAAGUAGAUUGUGAUGCGGAAAUAACUUUCGUGGAUUAUAUCAUAUCUAUCUCCUAUUCAGUUUUUUCAAAAAAAGCGAUCUAAAUUUUCAUGGCUUUAGUUAAUUACCAGAUCUUCUCAUAGCUGCUGUUGUUUAAAUAAAUUUCUACGAUCUUUUAGUUUUAUUAUACAUUUAUUACUGACUGGAUAAAGUAAUUUAGUCAUUAGUUUUCACCUUGUUCUACCUGUAAAGAACUGCAUGGAGCUGGUGUAUUUGCUAUGCGUUCUUUUUCUGCGCCAACAGCAAUUCCAAGUUCUUGCUUACCUCAAUAUCAAGUUCAAAAUAACUUCUCCCAACAAAACCAGGCCUUUUUAAAUUCCAUGGCUCAACCUACAUUUAGCCUAAUGCCGGCAGUUUCUUACUCUUCUAUUCCUGUAUGCACAUCUCCAACGUCUACAAACCCUAUACCUGGAUCCAAUAUUAUACAGUCUCAACAGCCUGUAAUAUUUUCUGCAGCUCCUGGAAACUUUUUCCUUGCUCAAUCUACACCUAUUGGUACUCCAGUUGUGGGUGCUCCAUCAUUUGUCUUUGCUCCUGGUCAGACUAAUCAAAAUGCUUUUGUGGUUGCUCAUCCAUUAUCCCAGGCACCAAUCGCGGGACAAAUGGCCACUCAUACAAAUCCAGCAAAUUGUGUUAUUCGUCUUCCUGAUGGACGGUUUGUCUUACCAGCUACUGCUCCUAAUAAUUUAAAUCUUCAGUCAUCUUUAACUCGUAUUUGUGGCCCUCAGCCUAAUUACUUCCCUGUUACAGUAUCUGCGCCUACCAGUGUAAAUUCAUCUACAAUACCUUCGUUGACUCCUCAAAUCGCCCAACCACCAUCAGGCCAAGCGUUCUAUAUUCAGAUGCCAACCAGUUGUGUCAGUGUUGGUAAUACAGUUUUCACUACCUCUCAACUGAAUACUGGUACUAAUUUUCAAACUCAUCCAAUGUCAACGAUGAAACCAGGACCUCAAGUAUCCUUCGCUAACUCACAGAUGAAUGCUUUAUAUGGACAAUCCGGUACUUUUAUAACCCCUGCGACUGGAUCGAAUCAAGCUCAGUUGGCUCCUAGACCACUUGGCACUAAUUUGAAUCCUGCUUGCUCUGGAAUAAUGAUGAAUAGACCUGGAUUACUUCUCCCCACAGGCUGCAGUCCUGGAACUCCAGUAUUAGAUGCAUACACUGUACAAAAUCAACAAAAACUAGGCAUUGGAACGAAUACAUCACAGUACACUAGUCUUCAAGCUUUGCCAAGUGGAAUGGCCGUUGCCCGAUUGCCGAAUGGAACGUAUGCCACAGUGUCGCUUAGUUCUACUGGAAUAUCAGGUUCAUCACCGAUUUUUGUAAAUAAUGCUUGUGUUCCAUCUACACUGGCUAAUCCAACUGAUACCUCAACUGCACCAAAACGUAGUGCUCCUAAUUCACGUACUAGACCAAAGUUAACUGGUUCUCCACCUGCUGAUACAGAUGUACUACGUCGUUUAGAUGAUCAAAUUGCUUCGUUACAACGUUUGACUGCACCUACAGAAAUGCAAUUAAAUAGACUAAAGCAGCUUGUUGAGGUUAAACACCAAUUAACAAAAGUAUCUAAUAUAUCUGCCAAUCCUCCCAAUGCAUUGGCUCCUCGUAGCUUGCCAACAUCUAACGCGGUUACGAAUACUCCUGCUUGUCGAAAUCCUAGCCCUGUAUGUGCGCAGAUCACUCCAAGUGUGCGUCGUGAAGUCCUAGAUUUACUUUCUCAGCACAAAUUACUACCACAACCUAUUGGAUCUAAUAACAAUGAAGAAACUUUCAUAGUAGAAUUUCGUCUAAAUCAACAAAGAUAUCAACUGCGACUAACUCGCUCUCAAAAAAUUGAUAUGGAACGUUUACUUUUUACUAAUACUCCACAACGUCAGGCUGAAGUGUUGACUAUUUUUCAACAGGAACAAAGUCGUCUACUUGCUUCAACACCACGGGCAAGACUACCAGCUCCUUCCGGUCAAACUAGUAAUCCGGUUAUGACGACAUCUCCAGUUGUUGGGUUUAGUAUUGCUUCACAACCCUUACGAUUACAAUCUGGAAUUCCAACGUUUGCAGCUACUCCUAUGCACACUUUCCAUGGUACAUCUGGUCUACGACUGGUUACAGCUCGGCCAGUUGUACCACCAAAUGCUAUAUCAGGACCUAUUGUUAGAUCAAAUAUUCCUCCUGUAUGUUCUUCAACUCCAGUUGUAGGUGUUGUUACUGCUUUAGCUGUACCUCCUAUUGGGACUUGUGUUAAUAAUCCUAUGUUUGCACCCGCCUUAGCUUUAAACUCUGCUGCAGUAAAUAUUCCUACAGUUUCAUCUAGUCUUUCAAUGUCCUCAGCAAUGAUGUCCACUAUAAAUGCAACAAGUGGUUUACUAACAACAAUACCUACAACCUCAUUUAGUUCAACUGUGAAUAAUGCAACGCAAAACUUUGUUUUAUCAGCUUCAACUGUAGUCAAUUCUACUGGUACUACAAUUCUAACUCCUAAUACUAGUGGAUUCUGUACACAGUCUGGUCCCUUCACAUUACCACCUGAAUCUAUUAAUGUUGUUAAUUCGAUACGACCCGUAGCACUGAAUCUUCAACAAGCUGCUAGAAUAGGUCGACUUCGUGCUUAUUUAACUAAUGAUCUUAGACUAGCAGUCGACAAACCGCCAACAUUACAAACUAAUGAUCUAACAAAAUUACCAAGUCCAUUAGAACUACUUGAAGCGUUGGCACCUUAUCACGUUCUUAAUGAUGCAGAUAAUACUAAAGAAGCCUUAGAUAAAGUUGACCUAAUAUUGGAAAAAUCUGUUAAUCUACUUUUACAGAAGAAAAAAGAAACAAUUGAAGCUGUAAACUCUUUAAUUUUCAAGGAAUCAUUGUACAAACUAGAACCGUUUUUAGAAGACCGUUUACUAGUAGCUAACAUGGCUUUAGAUUUGGAACGUGAUGUAUUUACUACUGAAAAAGAAAUAUUUGCAGAAGCGUUAAAUUGCGACAAAAAAGAGAAUUGUGUCGAUAUUCAUAACGAUGAUAAUGAUAAGAAACCAAUUAUUGUUGAGUCAGUAAAUGAGCAAUCUAUAUCAAACAAAUAUAUUGAUGAUAAAAGGCAUCUGAACAAGAAAAUUACUCCCAUUUUAAAGCAUUCAGUUUCUUUGCUUCCUUCACCAUGGUGUGAUCUCUUAGGUCCUUUAGCCUAUCUACGUCCUUUAAACUUUGAUACUGAUGGUAACACAACUAUAGCUGAAAUUAAACUCCCUUCGAACGACUCAGAGUUUACAGUACACAAUGAAAAUAAUAAUACACACACUCAAAUACAAUCUUCUGCUAAUUCUUCUUCCAAUAAUGUGAUAUUACGUAAUUCAAUAUCUGAAUCAAAUACUGUUAACUUACCAAAUAAUUUGCUAGUAGAAAAACCCAAUGAUUAUGAUGAGGAUGUAAAUGAUGAAUCGUCGGAUGAAGCUGAAGCUGAUCGACUGCUUGGUCUUGGUGGUGGUUGUAGUAGUAAUAGUAGUGGUAUUCCACCUUUAAUUAUUAAUCGGUCAAAAUUGUUGGAUAACAAUUCUACAAAUGGUCUACUUGACAAUAAUAAUAAUCAUCAAUCUACUGGUAGUAUUAGAAAUCAUUCGGAAUGCGACGGUGGUGGUGGUGAUAGUGACGAUGGGGAAUUUGAUGAAGCUUAUGCAUUUUGGCAAGAAUUAAUGCAUGAUAGAAGUAUCAAUAUUGAGGAUAUGAAUGCCGGUCUAAUAGAGAAUAAUUUUGAUAAUGAAUCUAAUUUAUUGGAUGAACCACCUAAUAAAUCAUUGCGUUUACUUGACAAUGGACAAACUCAUAACUUACCAACAGUUCAACACUCUGAAGAUCCAGAUAUUGAUGCAGCAAUUAGAAGUAUUCUAUCGACUACUGACUAAUACGACAAUCAUGAAAAUAUCUUUUGUAUAUUAUGUUAAUAUUUUAAAAAUUCAUUAAAAUCACUAUAUUGUUAUCACUUAUUAUAUAGUAUUAUGUAUGGUGUCCCACUUGUGUAUGCCCUAAUCUGAUCUUUCAAAAUUUGUACAUUAUUGUAUCUUUUCAUUUUUACGUGUAUCAAUGAUUUCUUCCUCUUUUCUCUUCGGUAAAAAGAAAAAAUUGAAUAAGACUUCUUUAGAUAAUCCUGUUUGUUUGUUUGUUAUUUCUCUUUUUCUUUUUAAUAGAAAAACAUCUUUUUCAUCAUAUUUCCCCUCGUUUUAUAAUAUUUAUAACAACAGACUAUCCCUACGUUGUGUUUAGUCUUAAUCAUACUCUUCCAUAUAUUCAAGUGUGCCUUUUUUCUGCUUACUUAACUUUCUAUUGUCCUAUUCUCACCUAUUGCCUUUUCUGCUUCUUCUUCUUCACUUUGUCUUAUCUUCAUUCUUUGAUUUCUUGGAUUCUAUUACAACAAACAUAUCGUUAAAAUUAAUGAUCCUAAUAGUAGUAUCUUUGUUUUAAUUUCAAUUAUUUUUUAAGCACAGUCAUAUAUUCAUAAUCUUGUAUAAUAACAAAUAGAAUUGAUCAAGAUAAAAAUAAUAAUGAUAAUGACAAUAAGUCAGUUGUCAUUAAAUGAAGUGUUCCGAUUAUAUGUUGUUUAUAUUGUUGUCGUUGUACAGUAAUUUCUUCUUUUUUUCUUUUUCUUCCUUGUUUUCUAGGUGUAAAUUCUUCUUUUCUAUUCCUUGUACAUGUAUAAGCCCUUUGUGCACAUUAUACAUAUGUAAUUCUUAAUUGACUGAAGUGUGGCUUGUUUUGCGCGAUAAUUCCUUAUCUUCUACACAUAAGAUUUCAAACUUGACUGUUGAAGAGGAAAUUUCUUUCUUAUUCAUUUUGUUAGUUUGCAAUAUACGCAAAUAAAUACAUAUAUAUUUACUUAU